AUGGCAAAGAUAUCUCUUGUCCUUAGCAAAGGAGAUUUUUUGGGACGCAGAUCAACAUUCUUGUUUGAGUACCUAUACAUACUUAUUUUUAUUUUUAGCCAAAAAGUAGCCGAAGUUUAUCCAACUAUUUACUAUUUGGGACUCUCUACUGAGUACAACACGAUUUGGCAAAUAGUUGAGGAUUUCCUAUCAUUUUUAAUUUUAUUUAACUAUAUGGUGCCUAUUUCAAUGUAUAUGAAUAUUGAACUCUACCGAGUUUUCGGCGCUCUCUUUAUGAGAUCCGACAUUAAUUUAUACGACGAGGAGACUGAUCAGCCCUGUGAAGUGAAUGCGUCCAAUUUGAAUGAAGAUCUCGGCCAGAUCAACAUAUUAUUUUCAGAUAAAACUGGAACUCUAACAAAAAAUCAAAUGAUCUUUCUCAAGUGCUAUGUCGAUGGACAUAACUACGUUUUACAAAAUAACCAAUUGUAUUGCCCCGAUAGAGACGAAAGUUACGAACUAGGCGCAAUGGAUGCCGAUGUGCAGGUCUUAUUUGAGGCGUUAGCCUUAUGUCAUACAGUGGAAGUAAUGUCUAGCUCUGACGAUAAAUCAACAGAAGGUCAAUCGAUUAAGGAUAGCUUAGUAGCUACAGGUAUUAUUGACAGAUAUCAAGCAUCUAGCCCAGACGAGAAGGCCAUACUCGAGGGCUGCGCUAAGUUGGGUUUAAUUUUUGAGGGCACCGAUAACAACUCAAUGCGUCUCAGCCGAAUCCUUAACGAUCAAAAUUAUGACGUUGUGCAGUAUGAGCGCCUUCAUGUGCUCGAGUUUAGCUCGGAGAGAAAACGCAUGAGCAUUAUUAUUCGGGAUGAAAUGGGCAUUAUUUGGCUGUAUAGUAAAGGCGCUGAAGCGUCCAUACUACCACGCUGCAAGCCAACAUCGCCUACUACAAAAACUGACGUCCAAAUAACGCAAUAUGCCAAAGAGGGUCUUAGGACCCUUGCUGUCGCCAGACGCCGGCUGACUGAAGAUGAAUAUGUUACAUUCGUUGCAUCCUACAAAGAGGCCAGCAUUCAACUCACGGAUCGCAAAGAGCUUCUGGCACUAUGUUACGAGACUAUUGAAGUGGAUUUCGAUCUGCUGGGUGCAACGGCUUUGGAAGACGCACUCCAGGAUGAAGUUGACAAAACGUUGAUCGCGCUACAGGAAGCUGGCUUAAAGAUUUGGGUUCUUACAGGCGAUAAGGUAGAAACAGCACUCUCCAUUGGCAGGGCCUGCAAGCAUAUACCGGAAAUAGCCGAGGUUCACUUUCUUAUUAAUAUAACCGUAUGUGAAGCGCUGCAAAAGCGGUUGAAUCAGAUCGAACUUGGCAUAACAUCCGCUACAUCGAAACCCACUUGUCUGGUCAUCGACGGUAUAACGGUAUCCGCUCUACUCACGCAAUUGCCAAAACAAUUCACUGAUGUGGCCCUCAAGUGCAAGGCCGUGCUCUGCUGUCGUUUGAGUCCUCUGCAGAAGAGCGAAAUAGUUAUGCUUAUAAAGAAGUCGGGCCAGCACAUUACAGCAGCUAUUGGUGAUGGCGCCAAUGAUGUGUCCAUGAUUCAGGAAGCUCACAUUGGUAUUGGCAUAUCCGGCGUGGAGGGCAAGCAGGCAGCCCGCAGCGCUGACUAUGCAAUUGCUAAGUUCUUUAUGCUGCAACGUCUGCUCCUGGUGCAUGGACAUUAUAAUAAUGAACGAUUGGCGUUUAUGGUGCUUUUUUACUGCUACAAGAAUAUAAUAAUCACAGGUUGCAUGGCUCUGUUUCAAGUAUACGAUUUGUACUCGGCGACAUCUGUCUAUAACGAACUUUUCUUAUGGCUGUUUGAUAUCAUUUACAUAUCCUUCAGCUUUACGUAUUUGGCCAUGUCCGAUAAACGUUAUAGUGAGAGCACAUUGUUGAGAUUUCCGACAUUAUAUAAAGGAAUUGCCCACAACAAGCUGACCUCGUGGAAGGCAUUUCUAAUGUGGAUUUUAAACGCUGCCCUUCAAACUCUCAUAAUUUUCUUCUUUGCCUAUGCCAUUUUAUAUGACAAUAAUGUUGUGUUCAACGAAGGACAAACUGCAGAUUUCUCAACUUUUGGAACUAUGCUUAUAAUGGUACUCGUAAUUGUAGGCAAUUUGAAGGUAUUGCUAGUCUCACACUACAUGAGUUACCUUAACUUUGCAUUUAUUAUUGUAUCGAUUCUGGCAUUUAUAUUAAGCACUUACCUUUAUAAUUUAGAUAGUGGCAGUACCCUGUACCAUGUGUACAACAUGUUUUUGAGUUCGCUUCCUAUGUGGCUAUAUGUUAUAAUUUGUACGGUAGCAUGUUUGCUGCCUGACUUUUUAAUGAGAGCCAUUAACGACAUGUUCUUAGAUAGGCUCGAGUGAACAUUAGUAAAUCAUUAAUCACUAACU
Messenger RNA from Drosophila navojoa, 2412 nucleotides. Its product is annotated as phospholipid-transporting ATPase IF. The record is from RefSeq and is a predicted model, not a curated record. Gene Ontology annotation, biological process: phospholipid translocation. Lineage: Eukaryota; Metazoa; Arthropoda; Insecta; Diptera; Drosophilidae. Gene Ontology annotation, molecular function: ATP hydrolysis activity; ATPase-coupled intramembrane lipid carrier activity; ATP binding. Gene Ontology annotation, cellular component: plasma membrane; endoplasmic reticulum.